Molecule: messenger RNA, 918 nt
Organism: Acaulospora morrowiae
Lineage: Eukaryota; Fungi; Glomeromycota; Glomeromycetes; Diversisporales; Acaulosporaceae
Source: the annotation of a GenBank genome assembly
AUGUCAACUAUGUUCGAUUUUAAAAAUAAUAAAGAAACCUUGAUUAACGCGGCUACUGCCUCAAAUAAAACAUUACCAUCAGAGAACCCUAAUAAUAGUUUUGUAAGUGAAAUUUCACAGAGGUAUUCCCAGGCUAUUCUUCGUGAACCUUCGGAUUCCGAAAAAUCAAGAUUUGACGACGUUCCAGAUUUCAUUAAACAGACUGGUUCUUUGAAAGUUCUCUAUGAUACACCACAUAAAAUUUUAAAUUCCCCUCCCUCUCCAUAUGACUUGACAAUCAAAUCUCUCCUAAAGGCCGGUCUUCAUUUGGGCCAUUCGAAAUCGCUAUGGAAUCCUUCUACUUUUCCGUUCAUAUUUGGCGUUCGUCACGAUAUUAGUAUCAUAAACCUCGAGCAUACUCUGAUUUAUCUACGCAGGGCAUGUAAAGUUGUUCGAGACGUGACCUAUCGUGGCGGUAUAAUUUUAUUCAUCAACACGCGUGGCGGGGGAUUCGCGCAUGCAACCAUAAAUGCCGCAAAAAGAUGCAAGCAAUAUCAACUUACGUCUCGUUGGCUGCCGGGCACCUUGACUAAUUCACAACAAAUUUUAGGCCAUUUGACGAAAAAAACCGACAAAGAUUUACUAGCAAAAGUUCACACCCCCGACUUAAUAGUGUUAUUGAACCCUGUCGAAAACGAAAUUGUGUUAAGAGAAUCAAGACAAAGUAAUGUUCCAACGAUAGGAAUUGUGGAUACCGAUUUUAAUCCAAUGAAAGUUGACUGGCCUAUACCAGCUAAUGAUGACUCGGUUAGAGGUGUAGAGUUGAUAGCGGGUGUGUUGAGCGUUGCCGCCAGAGAUGGACUCUUGCACAGAUAUAAUAUUUUACGAAAAUUAGCGGAAAUAAAGGAAAAGGGAGGCAGUAUUGUUGCGAAAUCAUAG